This is a messenger RNA of Penicillium verhagenii, 630 nucleotides long. Its product is annotated as putative SNF7 family protein Fti1/Did2. Bases 1 to 630 code for a protein of 209 amino acids. Gene Ontology annotation, biological process: protein transport; late endosome to vacuole transport; endosome transport via multivesicular body sorting pathway. NCBI's taxonomy places the organism in Eukaryota, Fungi, Ascomycota, Eurotiomycetes, Eurotiales, Aspergillaceae. Gene Ontology annotation, cellular component: ESCRT III complex; multivesicular body. The transcript has 2 exons. The record is from RefSeq and is a predicted model, not a curated record.
AUGGUUCGCAAGGACCCCAUCUUCGAAGCCCGCACAAAUGUCAAGCUCCACUCCAACCGCCUAAAGAAAGAGGCGGUCCGCGCCGAAGCAACGUACAAAUCAGAGAAAGCCAAAGCGGACAAAGCGAUGAAGAACCGCGAAUUCCAAAUCGCGCGCAUCCACGCCGGCUCGGCCGUGCGUGAAAAACGACGCCAAGUGACGCUGAAAUCCGAGGCCGCACGGGCCGACGUGAUCAUCAACGAACUCAAGGCGGCGCAGAGCACGCGGGAUACAUCACGGACGCUGGCGAUGGCGUCGCGGGGCCUGGACGCGGCGUCGAAGAGCGUGAACCUGGAGCAUUUGGUGGCGCAUGCGAACAAUUUCCUGGCGCGGUCGGAGGACUUUAAGAUUGCGAGUAGUGCGAUUGAGGAUGUGGCGCAGGGGGUGUCGAUGCAGGAGUAUGGGGCUGAGGGGGAGUCGGAGGUGGAUCGGAUGAUGGAGCAGUUGGCGGAUGAUGCGGGUGUUGAUAUGCGGCGGGCGUUGGAUGCGGAUAAGGCGCCGGAGGCGGAGGUUAAGGAGCAGCAGCAACAGCCUGCUGAGGUUGAGGAUGGAUUGGAAUCGAGAUUGCGGGCUUUGCGGGCUUUGACUUGA